CCUUGUUCGUUUCCUCGAAGCACUCGUUCGUUAAAAUUUGUGUUCUCUGUCUUUACACGUUUCCUCCGCACUAAAGAAUUCGACCAUGUUCCACCGUCUUACCCUUACUUGCGCCGCUUUGCUCAGUGUCGUGUCUGCACAGCUGACCAUCACGUCUCCUGGUACCAAUGACUGGUGGGUCGCAUCAUCGGCGAACACACUCUCGUGGACGUGUUCGACUUCUCCGUACCAGAACUUCACCAUUCUUCUUACCAACUCGGACGCUUCAAUUCUCGAUGCACCCCUUGCCAUCAUUGCCGUUCAACAAAACUAUGAUUGUUCCGAGACCAUCACCCAGCAGCAAUCCGCCCAACCCGCUGGCACCGGCUACGUUGUUCAGUUUGCCAGCACUCUGAACUCCACUGAUGUCUACGCCCAGAGCCAGCCUUUCGAGAUCAAGGCUCUUGGUUCAUCUUAUCCCACCACCACCAGCAGUGCUGGCAGUACUGCUACCGGGACUUCUUCUGGCAGUGCUGGGGCUGCACAAGCCACCAAAACCGGUGGCACCCUCGCGGAGUACGUUCCUGUGGGCAUGAGCAUGGUCGCCGCUCUUGCUCUUGGCUUGGUUGUUGCCUGAUGUCAUCCCCGGACUUGGACUCCAAAACAGAUAUCCUUUUGUUUAUUAUCUUUUUCUUCUUCGGGACCCUCCACUUUGUGGAACGUAUAACCGCCUUUGGAAUGUCAGUUUUUACAGCUUUAUGGCUUAAUGUGCGGUGUGACGAUUUUGGAUGUCGUGGUUUAACGCACUGUUGUUUUGCUACUACUUGGAUGGCGUUAUGAACUUGAUUCAGGCCGUGUGGCCUACUUGUGUAGUUGUUGGGUUCAUGGUCCGGCGUUUACCUGUAGCUUGAAGCUUCAAGAUGUGAAAUUAGUCACGACAUGUUAUGAGACUUAUAACCGAGUUAGGACCAUUGGUCUGAUUAUCGUAUCGACUGCUACUUGUUCGUUCGCGCGAAUAAAGAUUACCGUUACCCUG
Molecule: messenger RNA, 1015 nt
Organism: Suillus subaureus
Lineage: Eukaryota; Fungi; Basidiomycota; Agaricomycetes; Boletales; Suillaceae
Exons: 4
Coding region: 86-616 (176 amino acids)
Source: RefSeq, a predicted model, not a curated record